Molecule: messenger RNA, 453 nt
Organism: Thyridium curvatum
Lineage: Eukaryota; Fungi; Ascomycota; Sordariomycetes; Thyridiales; Thyridiaceae
Exons: 1
Coding region: 1-453 (150 amino acids)
Cellular component (GO): extracellular region
Source: RefSeq, a predicted model, not a curated record
AUGCAUCUUACCCAAGCCCACUUCCUCUCCGUAGCAGCCCUUCUGGGCCUCUUCGCGGGCUCGUCCCAGGGGCUUGGCAUCAACUGCCGCGGCAGCGGCAUGUGCCCGACGGGCGACCACCUGGUGGCGGAGAACCUGCGCAACAGCAUCAACGGGGCGCCCGACGACAAGACGUUCAAGAAGGGCGACCACAUAGCGUGCGACCCGUCGGCGGGCGGCACGGCGCCCUGGAUCCCCGGCCUGCCGCGGCUCGGGGGCGAGAUCUGCGCCUUCGUGCAGAGCGUCGACAGCAUGACGGGCAAGCAGGUCAAGGCCCUGGCGCAGAGGAUCGUCGACCACGGCUGCAAGGUCUGCGGCAGCGCGCCGCUCGACAAGGAGAAGAACGACGUCAAGUACGGCCAGCUGACCUUCAACUACGUCACGAAGCCCAAGUGCAAAGAGGGUCUUUGUUAG